This is a messenger RNA of Globicephala melas (long-finned pilot whale), 2602 nucleotides long. It is a transcript of the gene CD22, whose product is annotated as CD22 molecule. Gene Ontology annotation, molecular function: protein phosphatase binding; sialic acid binding; CD4 receptor binding. Gene Ontology annotation, biological process: B cell activation; regulation of B cell proliferation; negative regulation of B cell receptor signaling pathway. The record is from RefSeq and is a predicted model, not a curated record. Gene Ontology annotation, cellular component: plasma membrane; recycling endosome; extracellular exosome. NCBI's taxonomy places the organism in Eukaryota, Metazoa, Chordata, Mammalia, Artiodactyla, Delphinidae.
CCCGCCUAGACACAGCGCCAUGCGUCUCCUCGGUCCCUUGCUUCUGCUUCUCGAAUACUUGGCUUUCUCUGACUCAGCCCAGUGGACGUUUGAACAUCCCAAGAUCCUCUACGCCUGGGAUGGAGCCUGCGUCUGGAUUCCCUGCCGCUACCGUAUCCUAAACAAGCACUCGCUAGAUAACCUGACCGUGUACCACAAUUAUAAGUACGACAGCUCCACCAAGAGCUACAAUGGGACCAUCCUCUAUAAGAACCUAAAAAUCAGGGAGUUUCCUGCUGGUCAGGGAAGGGUACAGUUCCUGGGAAACGGCAGAUACAACUGCACCCUCCUCAUCAAUCCCGUGAAAGUCAAUGACAGCGGUCAGCUGGGGCUGAGGAUGACGUCUGGGGAGAACAAAUGGAUGGAGGCCAUCGGCCUCAACAUCUCUGAGACGGCUCCUCCACCCCACAUUGAGCUCCCUCCAGACAUCCGGGAGCUCCGCGACGUCACUGUCACCUGCUCGCUGAAUUUCGCCUGCUUUGAGUACCAGGUUCAUCUGCAGUGGUCCCUGGAGGAGCGUGCGGUCACCUCCACCUCCCUGUCCACCGAGACCGUCUCCACCCAGAGCACUCUCACGUUCCAGCCGCAGUGGACUCACCACGGCAAGAACCUGACCUGCCAGCUCUGGGACCCCACGGAACAGCAGUUACUCUCUGAGGAAACGGUGUGGCUGGACGUGAAGCACGCGCCGAAGUUGAAGAUCCAGGUCAGUCCCAGAGAAGCCACUGUGACAGAGGGAGAGUCUGUGAACAUGACGUGCCAGGUUGUCAGCAGCAACCCACGGCACCAGAAGGUGGCCUGGCUCAGGGACGGGAUCCUGCUGGAGGGGAAGGAGACGCCCACGCUCACUCUGCCCGAGGUGACCAGGAGGAUGAGUGGGCAGUACCAGUGCAAGGCCCACAACGAUGUGGGCUCCGAAGAGUCGGAAGCAGUGGACCUCCAAGUGCACUAUGCUCCGGAACCUUCCAGGGUUCAGAUCGUCUCCUCGCCAACGAAGGAAGGAAAUAAAGUAGAGCUGACUUGUAUAUCACUGGCCAAUCCUCCUCCAACGAAUUACACCUGGUACUACAAUGGGCUAGAAAUGCCUGGAAAGACGGACAGGACCUUCCAGAUCCCAGAGGUCCUCCUCAGGCACGCUGGGGAGUACUCCUGCUUGGCGGAAAAUGAUCUUGGUCCUGGACGAGUUGGCCAGGAAGCUGACUUGGAAGUCCAGUAUCCCCCCAAGGAGGUAAUCACAGUGAUUCAAAGCCCCACACCGAUUCGAGAAGGAGACAGUGUGAUCCUGUCCUGUACCUACAAUUCCAGUAAUCCCAGAGUUACCCGAUAUGAAUGGGAUCACCUAGGCUUCCAGGACCAGCUAUCACCCGCUGGGCUGACGAUUCGAAAAGUUGCCUGGGACACAGGGCCAGUCAAGUGCGCAGCCUGUAACCAGUGGUGUUUGUGGUCUCCCCCUGUCGACCUGGAUGUCCAGUAUGCCCCCAAAGAUGUCAGUGUCCAGGUCACUCCCCACAGUGAGAUUCGCUCUGGGCGCCCGGUCCUCCUCCAAUGUGACUUCUUAAGCAGCCGCCCCGCGGAUGUCCGCUUCUUCUGGAAGAAAAAUGGAAUCUUUCUGGAGGAAGGAAAGAAACUGAGCUUUGACGCCAUCUCUCCAGAAGAUGCUGGAACUUACCACUGCUUGGUCAACAAUUCCAUAGGACAGACCUCGUCUAAGGCCUGGGCUCUCCAAGUGCUGUAUGCACCCAGGAGCCUGCAUGUGUCCAUCAGCCCGAAAGACGGAGUGGUGGAGGGGAAGAAAGCGGUCCUGACGUGUGAGAGCGACGCCAACCCUCCCACCUCCCACUACGCAUGGUUUGACUGGAAUAACCAAGACCUCCGCCAUUACGAUCAGAGUCUGAGAUUGGACCCUGUGACGCUGCAGCACUCAGGCGCCUAUUGGUGCCAGGGGACCAACAGGCUGGGCCGGGGCCAGUCGCCGCCCACCACCCUCACCGUCUACUAUAGCUCAGCCUCCAUCAUCAGGCGAGUGGCCUUGGGAGUGGGGUUCUGUCUGGCCAUCUUCCUCCUGGCAAUCUGGGGAGUCAAGCUGCAGCGGAGCUGGAAGAGGAUUCAGAGACAGCAGGGGCUUCGGGAAAGUUCCAGUGGACAGAACUUCUUUGUGAGGAAUGUAAAGGCUCGAAGGACCCCCCAAGCUGAAGGCCCCCACUCCCUGGGGUGCUACCAUCCAGUGACGGAAGACGCCGUCAGCUAUGCUGCCUUGCGCUUUCCUCUUGGCGAGACGGAUGCACCGAGACCUGGAGAUGCAGGGACCUCAGAGACGUGGAGACUUUCCUCAAACAGGGACGACACGGUCACUUACUCUGUGGUGCAGAAGCGUCACGUGGGCGACUAUGAGAACGUGACUCCAGAGGUCCUAGAAGACGAGGGGAUACAUUACUCGGAGAUGGUCCAUUUUGGGUUUGGGGAGCGGCCGCUGGCCCAGGAAGGAGUGGAAUACGUGACCCUCAAGCAAUGAUGGGCCAAACCAGCUGAGGUGAAGGGGCCAGGGGCCGCAGGGGCCAGGGCG